AUGACUAUCCCCGACGAUAUCCUUGCUGCAAAUGCAGCAGGGAGAAUACCCAGCGGGGUCUCGCUCGAAUAUCUAGCAGGGUCCCGCGAUAAGUCCGCCAUUGCGGGAAUCAUUUUCAUGGUAUGCUUCACAGGCCUGUUGAUGAUUGUACGUCUUUUUGCCCGAGCAUUCAUUGUGAAGAAGAUUGGUUUAGAUGAUGCAUUGGCCGUCGUAACAUUGAUGCUCUACAUUGCCUUUGUCAUCCUCUCCAUCAUCCUGAUCAACUUGGGAAGUGGUCGCCACAUUGAAUACAUCCAAUAUGUGCUAUCCCUCCCCACGGUUCGCGACACCGAAGUCCUAGAUUUCAUUGCCCACAUUCUUUACACAACGGCUCUAUUUCUAUGUCGUCUCUCCGGUCUAGCCUUCUACUACCGGCUCUCAGCCCGCUCAACAAAACUCCACCUGAGCAUCAUCAUCGCCGCCCCGCUCCUUUUCGCCGCCUACCUACCUCAGAUCUUCCUGUUGAUCUUCCACUGCAAACCGGUAACAGGGUUGUGGCCCUACGAGUGGCAAUCAGAGCCAAAGACCUACACAUGUCUCUCAUGGGGACUCGUGUACUCGGUGAACUCGGCGCUAUCUCUCGCCUGUGACGUGAUGAUGUUCGCGCUCCCGGCAGCACUCAUCAGGGGACUACACGUCUCCUUAGAAAAGAAGAUCAAGCUAUCGAUUGUGAUGUUCCCCGGUAUCCUCGUAAUCCUGAUCUCCGCAGUCCGCAUCUGGCUCGUUGUACAGGGUCAAUGGGAUCCCGACGGCAGCUGGGCCUACAACCCCAUGUUGUGCGUUGAGAACGCUGAGAUAGCUGCAACCCUAAUUGCCCUCUCGGUGCCAGCGCUGAAACCAGUUUUCGGAAGCUUGUUCGCACGCUUGACCGAGUACACAUCCAGCCACACGCGCUCACGCUCGACUAAAAUAACCAGUCUUGGUCACUCUAAGACCAUCGGCACUGGUGCGGUCUCCGGCAAUCGGGAUAGCAAGCGUCUCAUUAAUUGGUCGAAGAUUGGGAAGGAUGAUUAUGAGAUGAUGCCUUCUGAGGUCUCGAUUUCGAGGGAUGUUCGAGGCGGGUCGAGGGGGAGUGAUCACAGUGGGGAUGAGGGGAAGGAUGGUCCGAGGAGUCCCGGCAUUCGGGUUACGAAUGAGGUUAAUAUUGUUCGAGACGAUGAGAGUAUUGUUAGGGUAGUAAAGCCUGGGUCUAGAGAGAGUUAG
Messenger RNA from Penicillium expansum, 1242 nucleotides. RefSeq lists its product as uncharacterized. The transcript has 3 exons. The record is from RefSeq and is a predicted model, not a curated record. NCBI's taxonomy places the organism in Eukaryota, Fungi, Ascomycota, Eurotiomycetes, Eurotiales, Aspergillaceae. Bases 1 to 1242 code for a protein of 413 amino acids.